Molecule: messenger RNA, 1350 nt
Organism: Linum trigynum
Lineage: Eukaryota; Viridiplantae; Streptophyta; Magnoliopsida; Malpighiales; Linaceae
Source: the annotation of a GenBank genome assembly
AUGUACACCCCUACUCUACUCUGCUUCUGCUGCUUCCUCCUCUUGUUCACAAUUCCACCGCCGUCGGUGGCGGCCGGAGACUCCUCCUCACCCUCCCAAAUCAUCUCCCGAUUCCAGCAAUACCUCCAGAUCAACACCGCCCAGCCCACUCCCGACUACCACCUCGCCGCCGAGUUCCUCAUCUCUCAAGCCGAUUCCAUCUCCCUCCCAUCCCGCUCCAUCGAAUUCGUCCAUGGCAAACCCUUGGUCCUCAUCCACUGGCCCGGAUCUGACCCCGACCUACCUUCCAUCCUCCUCUACUCCCACACUGACGUCGUCCCCGCCGAACCACACAAGUGGGACCACCCUCCUUUCUCCGCCCACCUCGAUCCCUCCUCCGGCCGCAUCUUCGCCAGAGGCUCCCAGGACAUGAAGUGCGUCGGGAUGCAGUACCUCGAGGCCGUCCGCCGCCUCAAGGCCUCUGGAUUCCGACCCCGCCGAUCCGUCUACCUCGCCUUCUCCCCCGAUGAAGAAAUCGACGGCCACGAUGGCGCCGAAAAGUUCGCCUAUUCCGAUGUCUUCGACGCCUUGAACGUCGGCGUCGUCCUCGACGAAGGGCUGGCAUCUCCCGGUGACAGUUACAGACCGUUCUACGCUGAAAGGAGCCCCUGGUGGCUGGUGAUUAAGGCCGUCGGAGCUCCCGGCCAUGGAGCUAAGCUUUAUGACAACAGCGCCGUGGAGAAUCUGUUCAAGAGCAUCGAGUCAAUCAGGAGGUUUAGGGCAUCUCAAUUUGAUUUGGUGAAAACUGGAUUGAGAGCUGAAGGGGAGGUCAUUUCGAUUAACACGGCCUUCCUUAAGGCUGGCACUCCUUCUCCAACUGGGUUUGUCAUGAACCUGCAACCAUCUGAAGCAGAAGCAGGUUUCGAUAUUCGUAUCCCGCCAACUGCUGAUCCUGAAUCGUUGGAGAGGCGGAUCAACGAAGAGUGGGCGCCUGUUUCACGCAACAUGACAUUCCAGUUCAAGCAAAAGGCUUCCGUGUAUGACAAGGAAGGGAAGCCCAAGCUUACAAAAACAGGGAGUUCAAACCCGUGGUGGAUACUGCUCGAGGAAGCUGUAGCGAAAGCCGACGGAAAGCUUGGUAAGCCAGAAAUCUUUCCUGCAGCAACAGACUCUCGCUACUUCCGAGAAUGGGGUCUACCAGCCAUCGGCUUCUCCCCAAUGGCCAAUACACCUGUUCUUGUGCAUGAUCAUAAUGAGUUCUUGAGCCAAGCCGAGUAUCUGAAAGGCAUUGAGGUGUACGAAUUGAUAAUUAGAGCUUUUACAUCUUCGGAGCAUACUGGUGCUUCCAAGGACCACAAAGAUGAGCUGUAG